This is a messenger RNA of Histoplasma mississippiense, 732 nucleotides long. RefSeq lists its product as hypothetical. Gene Ontology annotation, molecular function: quinol-cytochrome-c reductase activity; 2 iron, 2 sulfur cluster binding. The record is from RefSeq and is a predicted model, not a curated record. NCBI's taxonomy places the organism in Eukaryota, Fungi, Ascomycota, Eurotiomycetes, Onygenales, Ajellomycetaceae. Gene Ontology annotation, cellular component: membrane. Bases 1 to 732 code for a protein of 243 amino acids. Gene Ontology annotation, biological process: mitochondrial electron transport, ubiquinol to cytochrome c. The transcript has 4 exons.
AUGCCUCCUCUCUCCAUUUCUGCGGCUCACGUCGUCGGGCUGCACCCGCCAGCAGCUCUCUUCGCUCGAAAAGCAGCCACACUCACCUCCCAGCAACAACGCCGAGGACGAACCACCUCCUCCACGUCGACGACAUCUUCCUUCGACAGCCCCUUCGGACAAUCCAAGGAGGGCGCGUCCACCCUCAAGAUCCCCAGCUUCAAGAAAUAUGCCAGCAAGUCCGGCGAGUCGUCGAAUAAGGUGUUUUCUUACUUCAUGGCUGGCAGUAUGGGUUUGGUGACUGCUGUCGGUGCCAAAGCGACAGUGCAAGAUUUCCUCGUUAACAUGUCUGCUUCCGCCGACGUGCUCGCCCAAGCCAAGGUUGAAAUUGCGCUCUCUGCGAUCCCGGAAGGCAAAAACGUUAUCAUAAAAUGGCGAGGCAAACCCGUCUUCAUCCGCCACCGCACCCCUGACGAAAUCCAAGAAGCAGAAAACGCCAAAUGGGAGAGCCUCCGGGAUCCUCAGCCCGAUUCGGACCGUGUUCAGAAGCCUGAAUGGCUUGUUAUGCUUGGCGUCUGCACCCAUCUCGGGUGUGUACCCAUCGGCGAAGCGGGUGAGUAUGGAGGAUGGUUCUGCCCGUGCCAUGGUUCCCACUAUGAUAUUUCCGGCCGUAUCAGAAAAGGCCCCGCACCUCUCAACCUCGAAGUCCCACCGUACAGUUUCCCCACCGAGGAGAGUCUGAUCAUCGGUUAG